This is a messenger RNA of Acanthopagrus latus (yellowfin seabream), 3293 nucleotides long. It is a transcript of the gene dok2, whose product is annotated as docking protein 2. The record is from RefSeq and is a predicted model, not a curated record. Lineage: Eukaryota; Metazoa; Chordata; Actinopteri; Spariformes; Sparidae. The coding region runs from base 768 to 2678 and encodes 636 amino acids. The transcript is spliced from 8 exons. Gene Ontology annotation, cellular component: cytoplasm. Gene Ontology annotation, biological process: positive regulation of MAPK cascade; cell surface receptor protein tyrosine kinase signaling pathway.
GAGAGAGGAAAUAAAGCUGAAAAUGAAAAGCAGAAGAUGAAGUCAGAGCAGAAGGAAGACUUCUCAGAAUAAAAGUCUAAAAGUGUGAGCUGAAGGAAGGGAGGGCCGACGCCGAGCGAGGCCGGUUCACACUGCCGGCUCAGAGUUCUGCAUUCAGUCUUGCAACAGAGUGAAGGCAGGAAGCUGAGAUGACACACUCAACGUCUACAUCACUACACCACAGACGGAGACAGACGGAGGAGAGGAGAGGAGAGAGGAGGUGAACCUCAGCGGGACGACGGGAGAGGCUGAAACUCCUCAAACUGAAGGAGGUCGGACGCCUUAACGAGGAGUAAGAGGAGAAAGAAGAAGACAGAAAGAAAGGAGGUGGAGGGAGAACAGAAGACGAGAAAAAGAGGAAGCUUCCAACAAGAAGUGAAACAAAGAGUCAAACACAACCAAGAGGAGGUGAAGAGGAGCAAAGACAAGGCAAGCAGAGAGGAAGAGGAGGAGGAGGAGGCAGAGAAGAAGAAUAAGAGGAGUGAAACAGAAGACAGUCGACGAGAAGAGGAGGAGAGAGGAGAGAGGAGAGGAGAGGAGAGAGACUUUAACCAGAACAGGAAGCAUAAAGUCAGAGAGGAGGGUGAGGGGAGGAGGUGGGGGAAGCAACAAGGACGCAAGACAAGGAAGGAAAGAAGGAGACAUCAAGAAAAGUGGAGCAUAAAGAGGAGGAGGCAAAGAGGAGGUGAGGGAAGGAGGUGAGAGGGGAAGAAAGGAGAAGUGUCAUCAUGGAGGAGGACAUCAGGAAACAAGGGAUGCUGUACCUGCAGCAGCAGAGGUUUGGAAAGAGGUGGAAGCGUGUGUGGUGCGUCCUGUACAGAGAAAGUUCCUGUUCGAUCUCCAGACUGGAGUUCUUUGAGUGUAAAGAUGGAGGAAGUGCUGAGAAGAGUGACAGAGUUCUGCGCAAACAUCAAGAAAACAAGAAGGUGAUCCGUCUCGUGGACUGUAUCCGGGUCUCUGAGGUGGACAUGGACGGCUGUCCCAGAGACACGGGACCCUUCCUGAUCGAAACCACAGAGAAGAUCUACGUGUUCGCAGCAGACAGACAACAAGUGGACGACUGGACACACAAACUGUGUGAGAUUGCCUUCCCUAUGAGCUGGUCAGAGCACAGUGUGAAGAGAGGCAGCCUGCAGAGAGGAAACAGAGUGGACGAAGACGAAGGAAUGGAGGACAACUCCCUGUACAGUGGCAGAGAGACAGUGCGUGACUUCAGAGUGUGUGUUCGGAGGACGGAGGCGUCUGAUCGCUGCAGGCUGAAGGGAGACGGCGUCCUGCGAGCCGAUGUGGACGCUCUUCACCUGAUUGGUAAGACGGGAGACAUCAUGUUCACCUGGCCAUACAGAUACCUGCGGCGCUUCGGACGAGACAAGUCCACCUUCUCCUUCGAGGCCGGUCGGAGGUGUGACUCUGGUGAGGGCAGCUUUGAGUUCGACACCAAACAGGGGAACAUCCUGUUUCAGGCCGUGGAGGCAGCCAUCAACCUGCAGCGGAUCUCCCUCCCUCACAGGCAGACCUCUGGUGGGGGCCAGGUGAGUCCAGAGACGCCUCAGGACCAGAACCUGCCACAGCUGCCCCUCAACCCGCCCUUGAUCCAGAACAGGAUGCCACCGCUGCCUCAGCCACGGGGCCAAGUCCCACAAGCCUCUGUUGCUCAGGCAGCUGACGGUGUGUACAGCAUGGUGACUGAAACUAACCUUCAGCUGAUUCAUCACAAAGACAAAGAGAGCACCAACGCUUCACAGCAGCAACAGCAGCAGCAACAUCGCCCCCUGCCGUCUCGCCUGGAGCCUCCGGUCGAUAAAACUCUGACGGGUGUGAAGAGUCUGACUCUGGACACUCGUGGCGGUUUCCCCCGUAAGAACCAGGUCAAGAUGAUCUCCAGCUGCCCUCUUCCUCACCCCGGCCCUGAGUCUGCCCACAACCCAGCACCAGGCUCUGGCUCCGCCCCUGUUCCCAACCCUCGCCUCAGCCCCAAACUUAGCUCCAGUCCGAACCUGGACCAGACGUACUCUCAGAUCACACUGCCGGCCGCCAUAGAGCGAGGCGGCCGGGAGAGGAGGGGUGGUGGUGGUGGCGGGGCUUCACCCUGCACCCCACCUCUCAUCCCUCCGGAGCCGGAGUACUCUCUCCCCUUCGACACCAUCGCCACCAACGUCAUGGCCAACAUCCUCAGUGCCCACCAGGACAUGGGUGACAAGUCUGCCGCCGACCCGCUCUACGACAGCAUUGACGAGAUGAAGAUCAGAAACGUCUUCCCGAGCAGCGGUGAUGCUGUUGGCUCAACGUACGGGAAGGUAGACCAUAUCUACGACGAGCCAGAGGGCUGCGCCACUGCCGCCGCCAAAGCCACCGCCACAAAGAUACCGGCCACCUCUGUGUACGACGACCCAGAGGAGAUGAGAGGAGACGCCUGGAGGGUCAUGGGAACAGCUGCUGACCCUAAAGGUCACCAGUACCCGUACAACCCCCGAGUGGACGACUACGCUGUGCCCAAACGAGCCCAGAGGGCACUUCCUGUUACACAAAGCACCGACAAAGAAGAAGAUAGUGAGGAGGAGUCAAGGGAGAACGAGGAGGAGAAGGGGGAGGAGCAACAUGAUUCACCAUACAACAACGUGAUGGUGAAGAUGAUGUAGACAGGAAGUACACACACACACACACACACACGCACACACACACACACACACACACAGUCAGCUGUGAGCAUUAACACGAUUCAGAUCAAUGAGUCUGAUCGAUAUUUAACCAAUAAUGACUGAUGACCUCCUGACUGAUCAAUGAAACCAUCCGACAUCUUUCACAUGUCAUCAUGGCGGCGUACCCGUCACGUCUCCGAAGGUCGAUGAUGUCUUUCUUCAUCAUUGGUUUUGAUCACCUGAUGCUCUCGAUCAAUUACCUUCAUUAUCAAUAAUUGUCUGUAGUAUGUUAAAACACAUUCAUUUUGUUUUCAAAUCUUACACGUCGACUCUGCGGUUGAUUGGACCAAAACUGUUCAUCACAAUGAUGAGAUGCAGUAAAGUUUUCAUCCAGCAGAGGACAGCAGAGCUCACAACAUUCAUCAGCCAAUCGGCAGAGGCCCAAUAAAUCAUCUGAAUAUUGUUACCUGUGUGUCAGACACCUGACUGCAUCCUGUCAUCAUCAUCCUCAUCUUCAUCAGACUCAGGCUUGUUCUGUUGUUUUGUGUGUUUGAGGAUCAAACGUUACUGUUUGAGGUUAAAUUAAAUAUUUUGUAAAUUUAUCAAAUUAAAAAA